AUGCUAGCAACAAAGGAGUUGGUUCUAUGGAUUAUGGUGGGAAGCGUUAUAUGCACGAUCGCUGCUGAGGAAGAUGUAGCUACUACUACUACCCCGUUGGAAGGUCAAAACCUCACUACAACUUCCCCCACCACGCCGACUACAACUUUCGCCAGCACCACUCUCCCUGCCUCCCCCUCAACGGAAGCCACCACAAAUGCUAGUGCAUCGACAGCUCCUGUCUUGGCACGAGCCAACCUCAUCUCUAGUACCUCAACCAUCAGAAGCAUCAUCAGCACAACCACCACCGGAACGACGACAAAACCUUCGGCAAAGCGUCAGAUCAGCUUGAAUGAGUUCCAACAGCUGGUGGCAAAGGUUAACGAUGAGAUAAGCAUGCUGCGCAAUCAGUCGGCCAACCUUUCCCAAACGUACGACGAGCUGAUACGACGAUACAAUGAGCGAACGUCACAGAUCCCGAUCGUACUGUACGAUGUGACAGAAUGCUCUAACAGCACUACCCUGCAGGAAGAUGGUACUACUCAAGCUACCUCGACAGAGAGCACUAGCGUGUCGUCUACGAUUUUAUCGGAUGUCACUAAUACUACUGUCACAUCCGAAAGAGCUACUACUUCUACGGACACCACUACUACCACAUCAACUACUUAUGCACCUACCAGUACAAAGGCAGUUCCAGAGUAUUCAACCCAAACGCUUACCCAUUCGGAAGCUCCUUCCGACCGGGCUUCAAACCUCGAAACAGUACCUCAGAAUACCGGAUCUUCCCAUACACAAAUCUACGGCAAUAAGUACUACAACUAUGUACACUACUUCAUGUAUCCACCCAGCGAGGCACAGCUUGAAGAAAUCAAUAGUCCACCGCACAUUAACAAUCGGCGAAAGGGUGGCCAUGAUUCGCGGAACGUUGCACCGGUAAAGCAACGCAAGCAGGUUCCGUAUCAGAAAAGAAACAAAUGGCAAGCCGGCUCGUGGGACGAAUCGGAAGAGCCCGAGCUGGAUGUGGAACAAUCAUCUGCUACUUUCCGUAGACGACCACAGGUGCCAACGGGUGAGAACCGGAACAAUCUUAGGCUGAGUACAAUAGACUCAAAACAAGCCUUUGCAAGCUUGCCUCCUGCGAUCGGUGGACCGUACCGUUUAGGUGGCCCCUUCCAAAGAAAGCCGAUCAUAUCACCCUACUUCGUUCCACCGCCGAAGAUACCGCAGUAUCCCUUCGUUGAAGAACGAACUCCAGCGCGAGUUUUACCUCAGGAAGAAAUUUUUCCAUCCGCUCCGGAAAAUCAAAACCAAGCAGCACCGGAACCAGCAUCGCUCGCUAAUAUUGACGCCUUUUUGGCACGUCGCAGCAUCAAUCGCAAUGGUCCGCCAACUCAGCGAACAACUGCCAGACAAUUUACUUCCUCAACAACGGCAGCUAGAGAACCCGUAACACCGCCAUCGCUCGACAGUGUACUUUCGUUCAGUAUAAAACCGGUGAACUAUUCGAUUCCGACCACCGCGAAACCACCGGUCGGAUUCGUACGCAACGGUUGGGAUGGGUACGAUUUUUCCUUCGUACGCAAGGCGCAGGAAGCUAAGAAGCGACUCCAGAAUCGCGAAUCGCGAAUGGGGAUGCGUGACUUAUGA
Molecule: messenger RNA, 1626 nt
Organism: Anopheles moucheti
Lineage: Eukaryota; Metazoa; Arthropoda; Insecta; Diptera; Culicidae
Exons: 1
Coding region: 1-1626 (541 amino acids)
Source: RefSeq, a predicted model, not a curated record